UGGUAGGUGGCAAGGAAGCGCCACUGGCUGUACCCUCCCAGGUACUGCUUUUGGGAAGAAUCAACAAGAAAAUUAGAUCAACUGCUUGAAGAAAAAGUGGCAUGGGUCUGAAAUAACUUUUGCAGGUGGAGACUGCGCCUAGCCUGGCAUGAGAACUUAAGAACUGUUAUGCAAAUGUGAUGAGAGUCAAGUCCAAGCGGGCCACAGGGGCCAAAUGUGCAUACAUUUCUUUCUCUAACUUUCGUUUGUUCGAAAACCUGGGAAAAAACAAGCAACCUUUCCAGUCAGAAGGAUUUUGAAGAUUUGAACUCUGGUCUUUGAAGAAAAAGGUAACAGGAAAGCAAGAGAGUGUAAAGUUCUGGGGAGAGGCAUACUCUAAGGGCAAGCACAGAGGGGCACGGGGAAGCCCAGAGGAGUCGGGUAGUUUAAGUCAGGUAUUAGAUGAUGUUGGCAUAAAAGCAUUCAGUUCUACAAAUGCCUAACAAUUACUCAGAAUUUGAGCUUUGAUGAUUUAGUCUUCAAAAAAUAACUCUCUGGGCUACAAUCAUUUUUGUUUUUUCGUAGAUGAAAUAACUGCAGAGAGUACUUCUCCAGAUGCUACCUCCAUGUGCUUGUCAGCUGCCCUGAGGCUCGCCCUGGGGGGACUUCUUUUGGUCUGGCAGGCCGUCCUCAGCUGCAGGCACUUUUUUGUUCCCUCCUGCUGAGGGACUUUGAAAGGUCUGUAGUUUUUGAAACAAGAUGGACUAUUUCAAAUUUGUAUCCUAGGACACUUAAGAACUUGUAUUUGACUUCACAGGACAGUUAUACAUUAAGUAACGAUCAAGUGCUCACAAGGUUAAAUUUCAGGAAAGCUCUCUUGGAUACAAGACAAAGGCGGGGUGUAAAACGAAAACAAAAGUAGACUGAGUUAGAGAGGUCCUUUGAUUUUACACUCUGCAUUCAAGACUGCGCCUCUCUGCCCACUGGAACAGAUCGGAGCCAUGGCUUUGGAACACAACCAGUCAACAGAUUACUAUUAUGAAGAAAAUGAAAUGAACAGCACUCAUGACUAUAGUCAGUAUGAAGUGAUCUGUAUAAAAGAAGAGGUCAGAAAUUUUGCAAAAGUCUUCUUGCCUGCCUUUUUCACAGUAGCUUUCAUCACUGGGCUUGCUGGCAAUUCCAUAGUGGUGGCGAUUUAUGCCUAUUAUAAGAAGCAGAGAACUAAAACAGAUGUGUACAUCCUGAAUUUGGCCGUGGCAGACUUACUCCUCCUAUUCACCCUGCCUUUUUGGGCAGUCAGUGCGGUUCAUGGGUGGGUUUUAGGGAAAAUCAUGUGCAAAGUUACUUCAGCCUUGUACACAGUCAACUUUGUCUCUGGAAUGCAGUUCCUGGCUUGUAUCAGCAUAGACAGAUAUUGGGCAGUAACUGAAGCCCCACAUCUUUCAGGAGCAGGAAAACCAUGCUGGCUCGUCUGUUCCUGUGUCUGGAUGGCUGGCGUCUUGCUAAGUAUACCACAGCUGGUUUUUUAUACAGUCAAUCACAAGGCUAGGUGCAUUCCCAUCUUUCCACACCACCUAGGGACUUCAAUGAAAGCAGCAAUUCAAAUGCUGGAAAUCUGUGUUGGAUUUGUAGCACCCUUUUUUAUCAUGGGAGUUUGCUACUUUGUCACAGCAAAGACACUCAUCAAGAUGCCAAACAUUAAAAAAUCUCGACCCCUCAAAGUUCUGCUCACAGUGGUUGUAGUUUUCAUCGCCACUCAGCUGCCUUAUAACAUUGUCAAGUUCUGCCAAGCCAUCGACAUCAUCUACUCUGUGGUCACCGACUGCGACGCGAGCAAACGCAUGGAUGUUGCCAUCCAAAUCACAGAGAGCCUGGCGCUCCUUCACAGCUGUCUCAACCCAGUCCUCUAUGUUUUUAUGGGGGCCUCUUUUAAAAACUACAUUAUGAAAGUUGCCAAGAAAUAUGGGCCCUGGAGAAGACAAAGAGAAAAUGUGGAGGAGAUUCCUUUCGAUUCCGAAAACCCCGCAGAGCCAACCAGUACUUUUAGCAUUUAAAUGUAAAACUGCUCUGUCUCUCGCUUCAAUACACAUGAAUGAUGCUUCUCCCUUAGAUAAACCAUCUGCAUUAUGCUUAAACUCAAAUCUCAAACAUUAUGGUGGCAACUUAUAACAAAGAAAAGGCUGGGGUGGGAAAGGAGACAGAGUAGAAGCCAAGGAGAAGAGGAAACAAUAAAUGCACAUAACAUGAAAAUUAAAGUUAACAAUAUAGGAAAAUAGUGAAAGUCAUAAAUAAUAAAAACUCUGUGCUAUAAAUUAGGCCAUCUAAAACAGAUGAAUAAAGAGGCUUAUAUUAAGGAGCAUUUAUAAUUAUCUUUAAUUAUCUUAAUUUUAAUCUAAGAAUAAUGUCCCUGCAUAAUUUUAGUACUUGUAUUACUAUGCAGCAAAAGGUAAUGUAUUUUUUCUUCCUGUUUUUUUUGAUUUGUAAGUUAUUUCAUAAACUCUAAGAAAGAAUAAUAAUAAGCAACCAAAAAAAUACAUAAAAAGCUUUUCUCUUCCUUUUAAUACAUUUGUGGUAUGUUUCUAAACACACAAUUUGCUUCCAUGGUGUCAACUUCCUUUAGUAACACACUAUUUAUCCUGUUAAGAGUUAUGAUGUCUAGAAACAAUCCUCAGAUAAUCAUUCUUAUCUAGGUCCCAGUUUUUAUCACUUCCUGAAAGACUAAUCCAUUUAUGUGGAGUCUACUAUUGAUGGUUAACUAAAAAAUAUAUUUUCUUAUGUAUAAAAACUCCUAUUUUUUGCUUAAACAC
Manis javanica (Malayan pangolin) is the source of this 2786-nucleotide messenger RNA. RefSeq names its product atypical chemokine receptor 4 (gene ACKR4). Gene Ontology annotation, molecular function: scavenger receptor activity; C-C chemokine receptor activity; C-C chemokine binding. NCBI's taxonomy places the organism in Eukaryota, Metazoa, Chordata, Mammalia, Pholidota, Manidae. Gene Ontology annotation, cellular component: membrane; external side of plasma membrane. Gene Ontology annotation, biological process: cell chemotaxis; calcium-mediated signaling; immune response. The record is from RefSeq and is a predicted model, not a curated record.